This is a messenger RNA of Brachypodium distachyon (stiff brome), 3424 nucleotides long. RefSeq names its product ubiquitin carboxyl-terminal hydrolase 1. The transcript has 5 exons. Lineage: Eukaryota; Viridiplantae; Streptophyta; Magnoliopsida; Poales; Poaceae. Gene Ontology annotation, cellular component: cytosol; nucleus. The record is from RefSeq and is a predicted model, not a curated record. Gene Ontology annotation, biological process: protein deubiquitination. The coding region runs from base 132 to 3008 and encodes 958 amino acids. Gene Ontology annotation, molecular function: cysteine-type endopeptidase activity; cysteine-type deubiquitinase activity.
CACAGCCCCAAACCCCGCCGGUUCCCCCCUCCUCCUCCGCCCGCUCACCGGACCUCGCCGCGAGCGCCUCGGCCGCUCGCUUCCUCCUCCUGCGACCACCUCUCCCUCGCCGUCUCCCGGCGACAGGCGUGAUGGGAGAAAAGAGGAAGAUUACAUCGGGGGAGGAGGCGCCAGAGAGACCGCAGAAAGCCCCUCGCCUGGACGUGCUGGCUGAGGCUGGUACUGAAAGCAGCGCAGCAGCGGCGCUGCUGGAGUUGAGCGAAUCACCAUCGGCAGGGAAAGUGGAGGUGGCAAUGAGCCACAGUACUUCUGAGAUAGAGCGGUGCGAGCACUUAUUGUUGGACAGCGAGGAUCUGGACAUGCUUGUGUUUGAUAUCAAGGCGGGCGAGAUGCUCUGGACGUGCCAGAGUUAUGUGUGCAGUCACAGAGGAUCCUCUGUUGGCGGCAAGGCUAUGAGGAUGGUGUGCCUGGAUUGUCAUUCUACUUUCUGCACUGAACAUGCCCAGCUUCAUGCCAAGCUCACCCACCAUUGGGUUGCUCUGGUGUAUGAUAACCCCUAUGUUGGGUACUGCUACCUGUGUGAAUGUGUUCUGAAGCUUGGUGAGGACAAAUGGAAGGAAGAUGACUGGGAAAUGGCGACCAGCAAGGGUACGGACGAGCAGGGAAUGGUGGCCAGUAAUACAAAGGAUGAGCAGAGAAUAGUGGCCGGUGAUGAUGUAUGUGGCUAUAUUAUCAGAGGGAUGCCGAAUCUUGGAUCCACGUGCUACAUGAAUGCAGUGCUGCAGUGUCUCCUUGCGCUUGGUAAGCUGAGGACAAUGAUUUUACGACCGGAUGCUCGGUUGGGGACCAUUGGUCAGUACCUGCAGCAGUUGUUUGUAGAGACAAGCAGUGGAAAUGAUGCCACAUGUUUGUUGAACCCACGUAUGCUAUUGCAUUGCAUGAGGAUGUAUAAUCAAGAGUUCUGGGGCAACCGUAUGCAAGACAGCCACGAUUUUCUUACAUCUUUGCGCGAUGCUUUGGAUGAGGAGGUGAAGGAGCUAAACAGGUUGCAUUGCAUGCAAGGGGGUGCAGUUUUUCCUACAAUCGGUCAACUCAUUUUCAAGGUCCAGAUGUGUCAGACCGUAUCCUGCAAAAGUUGUUUGAAUAGUGCAGUUCAGCAUGUUGAAUUUGAUGAUCUCCAGGCAGCUGUGGCACAGCCAUCAAAGGGUCCUCCAGCCAGAAGUGUUGCGCCAGCACCAAGGAUCACAAGCCCCAGAUCUCCAAGGAAGCAUCGUAAGAAACUAUUUCAACAAAGUGACAAGAAUGAUGGAGAAAAGAUUCAAACAAUUCCUGGAAGCGGCGAUUCUCAGAUUCCUGGUUCAGAAUUGGGAGAUGUGACCAUGGAGAAAAAUCCCAAGCCUUUGCAAGUUGAUUCUAAUGAAGCGAAGGAUGUUGUACAUGAUCAUUUUAAGACUCAGAAGAAUGAUGUUCCAGAAGAGGUCAUUGGGGUGCCAAUAAAAGUUCUUGAUUUCAUUCCUAAAUUGUUUGAUGACAGUGACUCUGAGGAGAUGGGUGCGCUAACAAUAGGUUUGCGCAAUCCAAAAGAUAUAGGUCCACCUCCACUUGGUAAUAUGGAAGCCAAGGAGUAUGCUUUCUCAGUAGAAGUUUGUGAACAAGACAAGGGGAAGCCUUGUAAGAAACUAUUUCAACAAAGUGACAAGAAUGAUGGAGAAAAGAUUCAAACAAUUCCUGAAAGCGGUGAUUCUCAGGUUCCUGGUUCAGAAUUGGGAGAUUUGGCCAUGGAGAAAAAUCCCAAGCCUUUGCAAGUUGAUUGUACUGAACUGAAGGAUGUUGUACAUGAUCAAUUUAAGACUCAGAAGAAUGAUGUUCCAGGAGAGGUCAUUGGGGUGACUAUAAAAGUUCUUGAUUUCAUUCCUAAAUUGUUUGAUGACAGUGACUCUGAGGAAAUGGGUGCGUCAACAAUAGGUUUUCGCAAUCCAAAAGAUAUAGGUCAACCUUCACUUCGUAAUAUAGAAGCCAAGGAGUAUGCUUUCUCAGCAGAAGUUACUAAAGAAGACAAGGGAAAAGCUCAGAGUAGUGAUAUUAUUCAUGAUGUCGCAGAACAUAUAAACUCUCUUUCGUCGAUUGAGGACUGCCUGGCACUGCUUUUGAUUGACCAACCGUUAGAAUGGACCUGCGGGAACUGUUCCAAAGUCAAUAGAACUAACAAUGGUGAACAGAUGAUGGCAAAUACCAAUGUGAAUACAGCUGUUGGGGGAGACCAGACGGAACAGUCAGACAGGAAAACAUGCCCAAGUGAGCAAUCUAGUGAAUUGAACAGCUUGUCAGUAGGAUAUUCUUCUCCAAGCAGGCAACCACAUGGUGGUUGUGAUGCACAGGGUCAACUUAUACUCUCUGGGGACAGCACUACUGAAGAUACUUCAGGGACGAGCUGUGGUGAAAAGGACUCAGCCAGUAAAAAACCUGAAAGUCCUGAAGGUGUUCAAGAAGCUGUUCCUAAAUGCCUUCCAACUGAGAAACAGACUAACCAGUUGAGCGCCCAGGAUAGUCAAGAUACCAGCACACAAAAUCAGGGCUGUGGGACGCAGGUAAAGCUGGAGGAAGACCAAACUGAGCAGAAAGAUGGGAAUUGUGGUGCAACUCAAACAAUUUUGCUUACCAACCUGCCACCUGUAUUAACCAUUCAGCUGAAGAGAUUCGUAGGUGAUAUUUCUAAAUUGAGAGGACAUGUGAGCUUUAAGGAGAUUCUUAAUGUAGGACCAUUCGUGCACCCAAGUUGUGUGGACAAAGAUAACGCCAGCUAUCGUCUAGUUGGUGUCGUUGAGCACCUUGGUCCCCUCUUGAAUGGAGGGCAUUACAUUGCUUACGUGAGGGCAGGUUGCAAUCAGCAGAGCAGUGGCUCUUCCUCCUGGGUUUGUGCAAACGAUCACACCAUCACAGAAGUCUCUCUACAAGAAGUUCUCAGGUGCGAGGCGUACAUACUUUUCUAUGAGAGGAUGGAUGGCUGAAACACGUCUGGCAAUUCUACCCAACAAGUAACCAGCAGUGCAAUGACAAAGGAAGCAGAAGAGUGAGAUUAGCAAGUAUGGCCAACUAACAUAGAGUCUGUCAUGAAGCCCAAUUUUGUUGCUUUGGCCGAGUCAUCGCAGGAUUUUGCAUCGGUUGUAGCAUGUGGAUUAGUCUGCUGCAGUGAUUUCGGCCAGUAUUGUUGUUUGUCAGAUGAUCUGGUCACAUUCAUUCAUAACUAUUUUUUCUGUCGAUGAGAAGCAUACUGUAUAGUUCUUCUUUUCUUUUUGUGAAAAGGAAACCCUGAAUAGAGUUCUUUUUGUUAGAAAAACACUGAAUAGGUGGGACACUGGAAAACAUGAAAGGCUGGCAACAUAUCCCUUUGGCUAUAAUUUUUGUGAUGGGCGGGCAGCAUUCU